AUGAUAUUCAUUUACAUUUUAAUUGUUUUUUAUAUCGCUUCAACAUGUUCUAUUCCAUGUAAGCCGGGACAAUAUUUUUCGGCAAGUAAAUGUCGUCGAUGUUUAAUUGGCUUUUAUUGUCCUGAUGGAGUCCAACAAUUCCCUUGUGAACCUGGCUAUUUUACCAAUUCAUAUGAACAAUCCAAAUGUCGUCAAUGUUUACCAGGUUAUUUUAAUAUUAAACCAGCGUCUAUAAAUUGCUCACGUGCACAAGUUGGUUAUUAUGCACCACUCAAUAAUAAUAAUUCUCAACCGUGUCCCAAAGGCACAUAUACAAAUAAACCAGCACAAAAUAAAUGUAGAAUUUGUCGAUCUGGUACAUAUACAAUACAACCUGGAGCACAAGUGUGCAUUCGAUGUCCAUUAGGUCAUUUUUGUCCUGAUUCGACUAAACAACCUCAACCAUGCUUAGCAGGUACUUAUGGUCCUCUUUAUGAACAGAUAAAAUGUCGAACUUGUCCACAAGGUUAUUACACGGUUCAACCUAGAUCUACUUAUUGCACAAAAUGUCCAAUCGGUUAUACAUGUGCUGAUCCUUCAAUACAUCCUAAACCCUGCCCUAUUGGUUUCUACAAUGCAUUGUACGCUCAAACUACAUGUCGACAAUGUAAAGUUGGAUGGGCAACUAAUGCUCCUGGUCAAAUGAUGUGCACAAACAUAACACCUGAAAUUGGUUAA
This is a messenger RNA of Adineta ricciae, 717 nucleotides long. NCBI's taxonomy places the organism in Eukaryota, Metazoa, Rotifera, Eurotatoria, Adinetida, Adinetidae. The record is from the annotation of a GenBank genome assembly.